GGGGGGGGGGGGUGAAGGAGGGCUGUACAUCUCCUCAUGGAGCUGUCCACUCACACACAAACAAAGCAGCUGAAGUCAGGGAAGAGAAAAAAAGAGUCAAGCUUCAGGGCUGGAGAGUGCCGAAGCAGGCAGUCAGAGCUAACCUCGGCCAGUUCCCGGCAGUCCUUUAUCCCGCAUCCAGGCUCCAGUGCUCCUCGUACAGCCAUGUUUCAACCCCUGGCCUGGGAAAGCUGGCUGGACUCCUUAUUCACCAAGAAAAUCAAGAACAUCCUUGCAAAGGCUCUAUAUGACAACACAGCGGAGUGUGAAGACGAGCUGGCCUUCCGGAAGGGCGACAUCAUUACGGUGAUGGAGCAGAACGUGAGCGGCAGCCAUGGAUGGUGGAAGUGUUCGCUGCACGGGCGACAGGGCUUCGCCCCAGCCAACCGCCUGCAUCUCCUCUCCCCGGCCCAGGCCGAGGGUCUCUACCGGGGGGCUGUGGUGGGCUGCUUGACCCUCUGUGCCGAGAAGUCCCCCUCUGACACCGCUCCGCGGUGCGACAGCCCCCAGAACAUCUACCAAAUCCCCAGCGUCCCCCGGCUGCUCCCCGGCCCCACCUAUGAAUGCAUGGACCGAAUCUACAAAGUGCCGUCCACCCCCCAGCCAGCCCCAAAGGGUCCCACCCCCACCUCACAAAUGCACACCCAGGAAAGGAAUCCUUCUCCAUGCCUGGUAUCAGCGGCAGGAGGAAGCUGUAGCCCCAGAUCAGAAGUCUACGAUGUUCCAACCUGUGCCAGACGUGUCUCCCUCUUCUCUGUGUCUCCAAAUCGGCCGAUGACAAGGAAAAGCUCCCUCGUCACAACCUCAGAGCUGCAGCAGAAGCGUGAUGCUGGAUGGAUGAAGUGUUCAAACAGCCAGGCAAGUGUCCACGCCAUCCCACCUGCACCUUCCCAGGACCCUAGCUAUGAUAUCCCCAUGGCCUCAACAUCCGAAGCCCAGCAGAGACUGGCUUGUGGAUACAACACGCUACCAAACCCUCGCAAGUCGGACUGGAUCUAUGACGUGCCCGUGUCGCCCGAGAAGCCGGGCCAGGAGCAGGCCAGCUACGGCACCCUGCCCUCCCAGGCGGCGAGCCCGGAGAGGCAGCUGUACGACACCCUGCCCUCCAGGGCUGCGAUCGCGGGGAGGCAACUGUACGACACCCUGCCGGCGCGGGUGUGGCCCGUUCAGAGCUGCAGCUCCGCCCUCUCGCUCUACGACAUCCCCAAGCCCAGCUCCCCCCUCAGGCCGGCCCAGGAACUGCCAGGAGGCCUGCCCUGCGCAGAGCCCGGAGUCUCCGUGUACGCCACCCCUCCGGGGGCCAAGCAGCCAGAGCCCUCCGUGCGCUCCGUGCCCCUCGUCUCCCAAGAGCAGCCCAGCUCACAGUGCCCUAGAGAUUUCAUGAGGGGCCACGUGCCCCCAGAGCGCAGGGGCAUGGCGAGACCCACGUAUGACCACCCACACGGGCGGCAGCUUAGAGACAGGAUUAGUGUGGGGGUGGGGUCUCUCCACCGCGGUCCCGCCUCCAGGGAGUCCCUGCGAAAAGACAAGGAAGACCAGGAGGAGAGCGACAGCAUCUCCAGCCUGUCGGCCAGGGACAGCCAGCGGAGCAGCACUGCCUCCAGCUCCUCCAACAGCUCCUACGACUCCCUGGCUCUGAGCUGCUCCUCCCCGGAGCCCCAGCGCGAGGUCAGCCUGUCCCAGGAGGAGGCCAGCCAGCGGCUGGUGGAGCUGCAGGAAGCCGUGUGCCAGGCCGUGCCCAGGCUCAUGGUAUUUGUGAGCAGCAGCUGGCGGAGCAGGGAGCACCUGGGCCAGCACCUGUCGGAGAUCCGUGCCGCGGUAGAGAGCAUCUCUGCAGCGAUAGUUCAAUUCCUGGACUUCGCCCUAGAUGUGAGGGGCAACGCCCGGCGGCUGACUGACUCCAACCUGCAGGUGCGGCUCCACAAGCAGCUGUCCAUCUUGGAGGACUCUGGGCUCAUUUUGCAGCAGGCCAAGGAGUCCCUGGAUGGAGGCGGCUGGCAGCUGGAUGCACUGUCCCAGGAGCCCAGCCAGAUGCAGACACUUGAUCAGCUGGAGCGCUUCGUUAUGGUGGCCCGCACUGUGCCUGAAGACGUCAAGCGCCUAGUCUCAAUCUUGAACGCCAACGGCAAGCUGCUAUUCCGACCCAUACAGAGAGACGCUGACCCGUCUGGAGGGGAGAACCAGAUAGAGGCUAAAAAAAGUCCCGUGAAAAACAGGCAGGUGGGUGAUCCUGGAGUUGAAGACAAUGACUACGUGCAGCUACAGACAAAGAAGGAGUUUGAGCUGCAGCAGAACAGCAAACAGGAGGACAAGAACAUAGCUCUGAAUGGGACACCUGUAGCCCACAAAAGCCCACAAAAGCCCUCGGUUAAGCAUAAGAAAGCCCCUCCUCCUCCCCCAGUGCGUGCGAAUAAUUCCCGGAUGCAAUCCCUGUCGGAGUACCUUAGACUCUACUUUGGAGCACUGCAGAAGGCCAUCACCGUGUUCGUGAUGGGUCUCCAGGAGGGACAGCCACCUGAGAAGUUCAUUGCUCACAGCAAACUGGUGAUCAUGGUGGGUCAGAAGCUGGUGGACUCUCUGUGCCGGGAGGCUCAAAGCGGACAGGCCAGCCAGGACCUGCUUUGCAAGAGCAACCACCUGUGUGCCCUGCUCAAACAGCUGGCUGUGGCCACCAAGAAGGCAGCCCUCCAUUUCCCAGACAAGCAGGCUCUGCAGGAGGCCCAGGACUUAUCCAAAGAGCUAGCACAGCAGGCACAGCACUUUCGGACCUCGCUGGACCUCUGAGAGACCCCCAACUAGCAGAGAACAAACUCUGGCCCAACAUGCUGUGUGGCGCAUCAACAGUCAACAUUGCUGUUAACAACAACCUCUCCCCUCCUCUUUGGACCAUUUUCCAUUUUGCAUUUACUAAUACUUAUUUUCCUUUAGUUAUGCAUUAUCCACAUUUCCAGGCCCUUUUAUAUUAACUUUUUUAAGUUGAAGUUUUUGUUGGCAGAUGAGACAUUUCCACAAUGAUUCAGGUUCAAGAAAGCUCAUGUAAAUGAUUAAAUGCAAUGUAUUGCAGUACCACUGUAUCUAUAGCAAUUAUAUCUGUAGUACUGUUUACAUUAUGAACUAGACUGAAGCAAAGGAUAGAGAUAUAAUUAGUAUUGUUGGAAUAAUAAUAUGGAUUACAUUGUAAAUUAAACAAGAACUUAAAAGCAA
This is a messenger RNA of Anguilla rostrata (American eel), 3243 nucleotides long. RefSeq names its product Cas scaffold protein family member 4 (gene cass4). The record is from RefSeq and is a predicted model, not a curated record. Gene Ontology annotation, biological process: cell migration; cell surface receptor protein tyrosine kinase signaling pathway. Gene Ontology annotation, cellular component: plasma membrane; cytoplasm. Gene Ontology annotation, molecular function: protein binding. Lineage: Eukaryota; Metazoa; Chordata; Actinopteri; Anguilliformes; Anguillidae. The transcript has 7 exons. Bases 37 to 2823 code for a protein of 928 amino acids.